CGUGAGCCGAUCUACGACGACGACGACCGCGGCGACGAGGAGGGGAUUUCUGUCCUAUAAAAGCACCGCUCGGGAGGGCGCCGACGUUUUAUCGUAGAGCACCUCGCCGUCCAGCAACAUCUCGAUUCGCACCAUCUCCUGAUCUUCCAGACUAGCUCGAAAAUGAAAGUAGCCAUCUGUUUGCUCGCCCUCGUUGCGGUGGCCGUGGCCGCCCCCCAGGAACGGGACGGUGCCGCCCUCACGAACGAGGCCAUCCGACAGGCCCAGUCGCAGCAGCUGAUCCCGCGCGACGCCACCAUCCAGGGCGUCCAGGAGGGCAUCCAGGUGGCGGCCAUCGAGUCCAUCCCCGGCGAUCAGCGCGUCGACCUGUUCCAGCUGCUCGGCGACCAGGUCCCGCGGGAGGUCAUCACGAACCUGCAGUCCCAGGUCGACCAGGUUGGACACAACUAAGGAGCGCGAAGGGACUAUUUUAUCACGUAGACCGAAGCUAGGCACGAAACGAAUCUCUGGACGUUGAUUUUUGGACACCGAACUGGACAACACCACACGGAGGCAUUAGGACAGUAUUUUUGUUAGUAUGAUAGCGAUAGAAGAGGUGUAGCUCGCUCGACAAGUCGUACCAGAGUAUGAUUUUUGUUUCUCUCUUUUUUUAAUACAUAUGUUUUGUAAAGUUACCCCCCAGCGGUUAGAGUUGACGAAAGAAAAAGAAAACACACUUGUUAUUCUUCCACGAUAGUGCCAAUACUCUUUUUGCAUCGCAGCAUUGCAAAAAGAAGCGAUUUUUUUAUUAAAACUUGUUUAUUUACCAACGUAGACGUUAAGAAAGAAAAAAAAGUGUUUGGUAAAAAAUAAAGAAAGAAGAUGAAAAGUA
Molecule: messenger RNA, 871 nt
Organism: Culex pipiens pallens (northern house mosquito)
Lineage: Eukaryota; Metazoa; Arthropoda; Insecta; Diptera; Culicidae
Exons: 2
Coding region: 163-450 (95 amino acids)
Source: RefSeq, a predicted model, not a curated record